AUGUCUGUUGUAGAGGCGGGGAGCUUCAUUAUACUUGUACUUUGGGACACAUCUUAUGGCAUUCUCAGCUUCACAGAGCAUAGCCGGCUCCCAUCGUCUACAAAACAAAGGAACCAUGCGACUGGUCAAGCGCAGCGCAUACAUGUCGCCAUACAUACACGAUGCUGUCGUCAAGGAUUGAUCGGGCCUAGGGAACAGUUGUUUGGGGCCAUGCUUGAGUGUCCCUGGCGGAGGAAGGAGCCGCAUAAAGUCCAGAACCAAAUCUUGAAAUUGCUAGGAUUGUACUCUCUGUCAGGCAUCCGGCUCAACGAGGCUGUCAUUCUUAAUAUGCCCGCACUGAUGGACUGGGGUGUCGAGGGUUCCGUGGUACAGCGGGUGGUGACUCGGACGAUACCCUUAACGCUAGCUAGACUGCGCUUCCAUACUGUUUUUCCAGCAACCAGCGAACCUGGAAUACCCCCGGAAAUUGCACGGAUAAUUGAUGAAGCUUGUAGGCUCAAUGCCUCAGUAUGCCUUGGAUCCAUUGAGAGUUUACAGGCAACAUCACGCCGAAGAUUCUCAGGAAAGCAUGAAUUGUUUCCGGGAACUUCAUUCUGGUUCCCGGAAUCUCACGGGCUCCUCUUUGUUAUAUCAGCUGCUGGUUAUGCCGCUCUACUCUCGGCUCAAAAACAAGGGCUUGGAUGA
This is a messenger RNA of Histoplasma capsulatum G186AR, 684 nucleotides long. RefSeq lists its product as uncharacterized. The record is from RefSeq and is a predicted model, not a curated record. The transcript is spliced from 6 exons. The coding region runs from base 1 to 684 and encodes 227 amino acids. Lineage: Eukaryota; Fungi; Ascomycota; Eurotiomycetes; Onygenales; Ajellomycetaceae.